Molecule: messenger RNA, 2202 nt
Organism: Suillus plorans
Lineage: Eukaryota; Fungi; Basidiomycota; Agaricomycetes; Boletales; Suillaceae
Product: WD40-repeat-containing domain protein
Exons: 7
Coding region: 96-2192 (698 amino acids)
Molecular function (GO): protein binding
Source: RefSeq, a predicted model, not a curated record
AUCUUGAGCGCCUAGCAGCAUAAAACUAAGGAUCCCUAUGACAAUCUCCCCGUGAAGUCCACUUCGAUCAUCCUCAAAAUCAUCAACUUUUAGAAAUGGCGCAGCUCAUUCUAAAUCCCACACCCUUUCGAUUGUUCGAAGAUUAUGCACAACACGAUGAGUACGGUUUAAAGGAUAGACUUCGCACAAAUGCAAUCGCAGUUUCCCCUGACGGGCGACGCAUGAUCACGGCCUCGUGGCAUAUGGUUCGUCUGUGGGACAUGAAGGAAGGUAUUCUGUUGAAAAGGUUGGAGGGACAUUCGUGGAGCAUCGUGAAUGCAUUGGCAGUAUCGCGAGAUGGGCACAUGAUAGCAAGUGGUGAUGAACAAGGGAUGCUCAUCGCGUGGGAUUUAAACAUCGGGGAAUCUCUCACUCAAGCCAUCAAAGCCCACUCCGGUGGGAUCCCAUCGCUGGCCUUUUCUCCCGAUAGCUCAGUGUUGGCGACCGGGUCAAGAGACGGAACGAUAAAGCUGUGGUGCACAAAAACCUGGGAGCUGCUGGGAAAUCCAAUCACUUGCGGUCAUAACUUUCAAAAGACAAAUGUCCGCUGCAUCCGGUUUUCGCCGUCUGGCGAGCUUCUUGCGAUUGCAAUACAGAACACUAUCAAAAUCUAUAAUUCGGGCACGAGAGAACGCGUAGCAAACUUCCUAACCUUUAAGGGUCCCACUGAAACAAGCAAUGUAACCAAUGAAUCACACAGUAACUCGCUUGCCUGGAUGCCCGAUGGUACACGGCUUUUUACAGCGGGUGGUGCCACGGAUCCGACCAUACGCGAGUGGGAUACAUCGACCUGGACGCAGGUCGGUGAUCCCUGGAAGGGCCAUUUCAAGAAUAUUCAGGCCAUUUCCCUAAACUCUAACGGCACUCUCCUUGCCUCCGCAUCUGAUGACAACCGUAUCCGACUCUGGCGUGUCUCAGAUCGACGAACCAUUGUCGUAUUCAAACACCCUAGCGAGGUGCAGUGCGUCGCCUUCUCCGCCGAUGACAGGCGAAUCCUCAGCGGAGACCAGGAUAAGAAAAUCUCAGAGUGGCUAGUAUUUGAGGACGCUUUGCCAGAGGAUCGUCCAAAGAAUGUUCUCAAGGAUGAUUCAAAGGAUGACCCCAAGGAGCAGCUAAUGCACCAGGCCCAAGCCUACUCUGAUUUCAAGGUCCUCACUAUGAACUCGGACGUUCGAAAUGCGUGCAUAGCUGGUGAUUUGCGCGCCGCUGAAAUAGCGCUAGAUCAAGAGAUUGACAAUGAUGCCUUUAAUUACACAUCCUAUGCCAACCGCGCAUUUGUUAUGGCACGAGAAUCUUACUGGGACCGCGCGCUCCAUGAUGCAAUUAAGUCCGUCAGAAUUCAGCCCUCGUUUUCAGGCCAUAUUUCCAAGGGCAUUGCCCUCUGCGGGAAAAGGCAAGUUUUGGCCGCGAGGACAGCAUUUGACCUCGCGUCAGCGUUCACCAACGGAGAUUUGAAGAACACUCAUUUCCUUUUCUUGGUCAAGACCAUCGCGUUGUUUAACGCGGGUGAACAUGAAGAGGCAAUGCUGCGCGUCGAAGAGCUAGCUAUCUCUCCCGAUGUCGAUACUCUUGCUUGUCGUGUCGUAGAAGCCUCUCUACGUGUUCGACUAGGAAAAACAGCCCUUGAUAACAUACGCUACAACGAAGCUGUUCACCACUUCACUGCCGCCGUCAAUGCCAGUGCUUUUUUUUAUAAAUUGGCAAUUCAUUCUACAUACGAGGAAUUUGUCAUACUCUUUGGUUGGGACCUCGAGUCCUUGUGGCAAAACGCGAACCAGCAACAAUGUCAGGCACUCUUUAGGGCGGGUAGAAUUGGAGCAGCCGUAGAAUCUUACCAAUCCACCAUGGACAAAAGUGAUGAGGAAACGAAGGCCCGCCUAAGUGCUUGGUUUACUGGUAAGUCUUCAGUAAUACCGUCCAACCUAAUAAUCCUGAUCCCCAACCGCACUUUACUUAGCUCUCCAGUAAGAACUAAGUGUCUUCUAUGCUUCCGAUGGAUGCGCUGCGCUCGCAGUGCGCGGCUACUUGUACAGUUCAAACACGGAGUUUUGAGCAGUUUUCGUUUGCACCUUGACAGUAUCUGCACUACUUUUGAUCUGAGAACUCCGAGUCGUAGAAUAACACCUAGAAUGGCUGAAGAAAUGACAACCUAGUUCCUCACUA